Molecule: messenger RNA, 1001 nt
Organism: Truncatella angustata
Lineage: Eukaryota; Fungi; Ascomycota; Sordariomycetes; Amphisphaeriales; Sporocadaceae
Exons: 3
Coding region: 181-519 (112 amino acids)
Source: RefSeq, a predicted model, not a curated record
CCGUUAUCUAAAUUUUUAGCAAGAUCGUCUUCAGAAAAAUUCAUGGAUAGCACCGAAUGACACCGACAUUGGAGAACAAGGCAAACAUCAAGACGACACGAAACACCGAACGGCGAACCGGCAACCCACUUGACAGAAACCCCAAAUUGUUCUGUAGUUCGUAUUUGCGAGUUCGAGAUCAUGUCGACUGCGACGGCAAAGGUACCGCAGCCUCAGGGCAUGCGCAAGAAUGGCAAGCAAUGGCUUCCACAGAAAAAGGCGUUCCGACCGACCUCUGGCUUAACAUCUUUUGAGAAGCGAACACAGGAACGGACGGCCAUGGCAGCAAUGAAAUUGAAGGAGAAGGAGAUGAAGGACGAGAAGGAGGAAGAUCGCCAGAGAAAAGUACAAGCCAUCAAGGACAAGCGCGCCGCAAAGGAAGAACGCGAGCGAUACGAAAAAUUGGCCGAAAAGAUGCAUAAGAAGCGAGUCGAGCGUCUCAAGAGGAAGGAGAAGCGCAACAAGCUCAUCAACUCUUGAGGGACCGCAAUCAUGCGACUAUGUCGCGCUUUCGGAACCAUCGAACUGAGUCCUGGGGCCAGGUAGAGGAGGACGACGAGAAGGGGUCUUCCGCAACCAGGAUUUCCAGCUUGAAGCCCGUAUGGCGCUUCAAUCAGCUCAUUACCCACCGCCACUCAACGCCAAACCAUACAGCUUCCCGGCUAUCCCGUUCCAGGUUCUGGGGAAGUGUAGUAGGUUCGCUUUUAAACAGCUGGAGAAGCGUUCGACGAACCAUGUAGAUGGAUAACGGCGGUAGCUUUUAGGCAUGAGACAAGGAGCAUAUAGAGCACACAGAGCAUGCAGAGCCAGCAGAGCAUACAAAGCAUACAGAGAGCACAUUCAGUGGAGUUGCUUUUGGCGCAAUUCGUAGAAACUGGUGCAAGGCCGGACACAUUACAUUACAUCACAUGACUUGUCAAGGCUUAAUACAAUAAUGCUACCGAACCAAUUUUACGUGCAUA